UGUCUCAAGGAGUGUUAGUUGGUAGAAUAACGUAUUAGGUUAAUUUUUUAUUUAGUAGCACAAGUUUGUCAGCACAGUACGUAUUUAUUAUCAUCAUGUCGGACCCUGGUGGAUUUGAUCCUUGUGAAUGCCUGUGGAAUCACGAACUGGCGAUGCAACGUUUGAUUUCCUUGCUCAGAUCAUCACAGUCAUACUGCACAGAUAAUGAAUGUAUUUCCGACCUUCCUGGAUUGCAAGGACAGCAACAGGCUCAUGAAUCAAAUAUUCCUUUCUUAGUACUUUGUUGGGUUGUACUUGCAAUGGCUUUGUUUUUUCUUCGACCAAGCUCAACAAUGCGACAGGGUGAUGUUAAACCAAGUGAUAACCAGGGACCUGGUCCACAGCCUCCUACUCCACCCCCAGCUGUGAAUUAACUCUACAACGAAGUUCUAUAUACUAUAUAUUGGAAUCUUAUUCUUCAUAUACAAAUGUGAAUGGCUGUA
Molecule: messenger RNA, 482 nt
Organism: Daphnia carinata
Lineage: Eukaryota; Metazoa; Arthropoda; Branchiopoda; Diplostraca; Daphniidae
Product: small integral membrane protein 14-like
Exons: 3
Coding region: 96-413 (105 amino acids)
Cellular component (GO): endoplasmic reticulum
Source: RefSeq, a predicted model, not a curated record